Aedes albopictus (Asian tiger mosquito) is the source of this 3667-nucleotide messenger RNA. RefSeq lists its product as uncharacterized. Lineage: Eukaryota; Metazoa; Arthropoda; Insecta; Diptera; Culicidae. The record is from RefSeq and is a predicted model, not a curated record. Bases 2057 to 3625 code for a protein of 522 amino acids. The transcript has 5 exons.
ACCAGGAUUCCGAGAGGAAUUCCACCAGGAUUCCGAGAGGAAUCCCACCAGGAUUCCGAGAGGAAUCCCACCAGGAUUCCGAGAGGAAUCCCACCAGGAUUCCGAGAGGAAUCCCACCAGCAUUCCUGGAGGAAUCCCAACAGGACUCCGGGAGGAAUCCCAACAGGAUUCCGGGAGGAAUCCCAACAGGAUUCCGGGAGGAAUCCCUACAGGGUUCCAGGCAGAAUCCCUACAAGAUUCCAGGUAUAAUCAAUCCAGACAGUAUUUCAGGAGGAAUCCCGGACCGAAUUCCAGGCGGAAUCCCGACAGGAUUCCAGGCGUCCCACAGGUUUCCAGGAUUCCUUGAGAAUCCUGUUGGUAUUCUGAUGAGAAUCCUGCCAGUAUCCUAAGGAUUAUCCCGCCAGAACCCCUCUAAAACCCUUUUGAAAAUAUAUAGGAAGAAUUCGGACAAUGCCAAUGAACGAUUUGUAGUGGACUGGGUUGAACAAACUGGCCAGUUUAUGGCCUUAUGUAAGUUCCCACUAUCAGCACAGCACCUUCAAGCAAUCACAGACUUCUCCAACUGUGUAAACGGAAACUUAAUUGAGAUUACUUCAAGUACACACACCCGCGCUGCCCGAUGGAUGGGGUGUCAAGAAGUGCGGUUCCUCGUCCGGUUUGAUGCCAUCAUCAGUAGCCGAGUAAAUCACAUAAUCCGAUUAUAAGAAAGAGGAGCUUCUGCUUCUAGCUAUGGUGGCGAACUCAAAUCUGGAAAUCUUAACACCCACAAGUAGUCGGUGUUCUCAGUUUUGAUCUCUCAAAGACUAGACAAGAUUUAUGAGGGGAGCGUGUUUGUUAAUUCAAUCGUUUGGAAGUAUUGCACUCGCUCGGUUUGCUAGUGCGAUGAUGAUCGGAUUAUCGUAUCAGUGCUAAGUUUUUGCUCUUGAAGGUAGUGACCGAUAGGAAAAGAGAAAAGUGUAUGGUGGGUCAUUCGGUGUAGAAUCAAUCAUUGAGGUUAAACAUUUUUCCUCGUGUUAUGUUCGUUCUUGAUUGGAUAAGAGCAAUUAAAAAAAAAAUGCCGUAAUGUAUGCAAUCCAUCAAAGAUGUACAAAUGUACCAAGGCCAGUACUGAGCAUUAUUUUCACGCGUUUGUUUGUAAGGUGAACCGAUUUUCCCAAUUACGGAGCCGUAUGUUCUUCGACGACGUAAGAGUUAAUGUGAAUCGGUGAGUUCGUUCCGUUUUAUCAGUAGCAAAAAACCGAAGAGAAGCUCACGUUUGGGAAUAAAUCGUCUGUUUGAAAUGUUCUCCCAAAAAUACUGCAGGGUUCACGGUUUUUCCGGCAUUAAGGUUAGGAUUAGAGGUUGAUGUUUUCUGUAUUUCUUUUGUUUUUUUUUAUUCGUUUGAAAUUAAUCUCUGCACAGUUCGUCAUCUAAGGUGAAACAAAAUCAUGAAACUAUCUUUCUUCUAAAAACAUAUUAUUCACUCUUUUUUGUGUGGAGGCUGAUGCAUCCCUGUACUAACAAAAGCUUCUUCCUGCGACAGCCAUGGAGAUGCAGAGGUGAUCUCGGUGUCAUUAACAACUUAGUGAGUUUCUCUCGAGCAUUCUCUAUUAAUUCCUUGUGUAUUUAUUGAUUAUGCUGAUCAAUCACGGAGUAGCAACUUCGAAUUUUACGGUCAUCCAUGGUCAUGUUCUUUCUCAUGUUCAUAUUUCAAGCAGAAUCCUGAACACAGCUGUUUAACAGUUUGAGGCAAAUAUAUUAGACUCAAACCAAAACCAACUAGUAUGUACGGCCUAGAAUCCUAACAAAGCGCUUUCUGUUAUACACUCCCCAUACUGAUUCUCAACGGUAUCAUGUUAUGCCGCUUCAAAUCGCAAAACGGUCGUAAUAUUACGUCGUUCGUUUGUAUGCGUACGCCAUAGGAGGAAACAGUCUAAUCAGUAGUCUCGUCUCGUCUUGAGCUAGUAUAAACAAACCGGUUGUUGUUUUGAUUUUCGGUCAGUGUUUGCCGGUUGCCGAAAGUUUUGUAUUUUCGUUCUGAGUUCGACUGUUGUUUACUCUUUCCUAGUGCUAGCUAAUGGAUGACCUUCUGUGUCGGUGUUUAAUUUAUCAACGGAAAGUUACUGAGCCUAAUUCCACUACCAUGGAUGACGAAAACGCCCUGCUGCUAGAGCGUGCCACCGGCCUUAUCAAGUGUUGCAAGCUGCCCCGGUUAACCCACAGUAUCGAUGAGGCCCAGCUGAAACCGGACACUUUCCGGAGCUUCAUGGCCAUUCUCGAUGAAACGCUGCCCAAAGUGUUCGACCUAUUGGCGCAAUACGAGAACCAGCUGCUCGGGUACGAUGAGUUCAACCGGGAAAAUUUGGAGUUUCAGGUGAACCUGGUGCUAGUGGUAGCCGAGCAGCUACAACUGCCGGGGGAGAUUUAUGACUUUCAGACGGAAAAUGUGGCCUAUCGGGAGCGGCUUGUCGAGUUGUAUCAAAACGGGCAGCUGGAGAGGAUACUGACUAAAGAAGGUGAUGGCAGCGAGCGUCUGUUGAAGCGCAUCUGGGAACACUUCCAGAAGGUCCUGCAAGGAAAGGAAUGGAUGUACCAUCCCGGGGACGUAGUCGCAUUCGUCAGGAUUUGCGAGCUGCUGUACGGGAACAUGUCGGAGAAGCCGAGCGAGUUGCCUCAAUCAGUGGCGUCAUUCGUCCUUGCGGUAGGGAUAUCCUUGGUUGAACACCACGAUCCUGAGUACGAAAUCUUGGGACUGAAAUUGUUCAACGUUCUGCUGAAUGAACGCCAUCGAUCAAUGAUCAAGGAAAGCAACAUCCACGAAGUGGUGUUCCAGAAUUCCUUCCGAUUGAGCGCCAAGGCCAAGAGUGAGCGAUUCCUCAGGGAACUUUGGGCAUGCAUCUUUCAGUACGUGAAAAUGACGGCUACGGAUCAGGCCGAGUUCGGUGAUUGGUCCAAACUGGACGACGUGGUUGAAGCACUCUUGGAAGCCUUAACCUUUGAAUCGAACCUGGCCCUGUCGUCCAUAUUGUUGUUGUAUCUGCUGAAAGUCCUCUCGUUGGAUUUGAGAAAUUUCCUCAUAGACGAUUUGGAUGACGUCCAGGCGGUGGACAGCCGGUGCCACCUGUACGAACCGGUGCUGGAACAGUUGCGGAAGUACUGCGCUCUGGAGUUCCGCAAUCGGCGAUUCUAUCGGUGGCACAAGCGACUGGUCGCGAUGAUUCCGUUCGAGCUGGAGAAGGCUUGCGGCGGGACUCGGGAGUGCGGGAAGUAUAUGCAUGGCGUCAAUCUCCUCUUCGUCCUGGCAGUGUUCCCAAUCGAACCGGAAGCCGUUGGCUUCCUUCCGGAUAAGCAGUCUGCACUGCUCGAUUUCAUGAUCGCGUUCAAACGGCACAUGCGCGAUCAGUACGGACGGAUUCAAUCGCUCACCGGCAAAUGCGAUUUUCUGCAUUCAUUGAAGGCGUCGGUAUCGUGCGACAAAUCGAUUACCGUUUUCUGUCGGAGUGUGGCGCAGCAUUAUUUCCCCCCGGAUCGGCAAGACUUUUGGAACGUGGUCGGAACUGCGGUCGAUGGUUCGGAGGAAGGGAGCUACCAAGAGGAUCGAAUUUUCUACGAGUGUUUGAAGGAAUUACAAACGAGGUUGCAGUAGAUCUGUUUCUAUGAGAGAAGUAGUUUGUCAUUGUUCUUCGAA